CUGAGUUUGAAGGGACUUAAAGUUGUCGAUGUUUAUCAAGGCUGGUGUGGCCCCUGUAAACCUGUGGUGAGCCUCUUCCAGAAGAUGAGGAUCGAAGUUGGCCUGGACUGCCUGCAUUUUGCAUUAGCAGAGGCAGACUGCCUUGAUGUGCUUGAAAAGUAUCGAGGGAAGUGUGAGCCGACCUUUCUGUUUUAUGCAGGAGGACAACUGGUGGCCGUGGUUAGAGGGGCAAACGCCCCACUGCUGCAGAAAACCAUCCUGGACCAGCUGGCGGCAGAGGAGAGGGUGCUGACUGAAGGCAGAGAACGGACAGUGAUCAAAGAUGAGGCUCUGACUGAGGCAGAUGACUGUUGUUCUCACGAAAAGGACGAUGGUGAAGAUGAGGACAUGGUUUCAGUGGGGAAGACUUGUACCUUGGCCAUCAUUAAACCAGAUGCAGUGGUACAUGGAAACACUGAUGAGAUCAUUAUGAAGAUCCAAGAAGCUGGGUUUGACAUUUUAACCAAUGAAGAGAGAACCAUGACAGAGGCAGAAAUGCGGCUUUUCUACCAGCACAGAGCUGGAGAGGAAGCAUUUGAGAAACUGGUCCAUCACAUGUGCAGUGGACCAAGCCAUCUCCUGAUUCUCACCAGGACUGAGGGUACUGAGGAUGUGGUCACCGCCUGGCGAGCCCUCAUGGGACCCUGUGAUCCUGAUGUGGCCAGGAGGGAGCAACCCGACAGUCUCCGUGCUCGUUACGGCACAGAAAUGCCUUUUAAUGCUGUCCAUGGAAGCCGGGACCAAGAAGAUGCCAACAGAGAACUGGCACUGCUCUUCCCCAGUCUCAAGGUUUCAGCCAGAGGGGCAGAAACUCCUCAGGGCAGCCAGGUCCCAGGACUGGCGGGUCCCACCGAGUCGCUGGGCUUCGAAGACUGA
This is a messenger RNA of Chrysochloris asiatica (Cape golden mole), 915 nucleotides long. It is a transcript of the gene NME9, whose product is annotated as NME/NM23 family member 9. The annotation marks the transcript as partial. The transcript has 10 exons. Gene Ontology annotation, molecular function: nucleoside diphosphate kinase activity. NCBI's taxonomy places the organism in Eukaryota, Metazoa, Chordata, Mammalia, Afrosoricida, Chrysochloridae. The record is from RefSeq and is a predicted model, not a curated record. Gene Ontology annotation, biological process: GTP biosynthetic process; CTP biosynthetic process; UTP biosynthetic process.